CACCGCAGUGUGUGUGUGUGUGUGUGUGUGUGUGUAAAGGGUUACAGUAGGUGACUGCGAAUCAUCUGCAAAGUGCGCAAGAGUGACGCAGGACUGACUUCAGCGGCCGAACCACGUCACAGAAUCUGUAUAGAGGGAAAAAGGCAAACGGAAGCGAUAAGACGGUCAGGAGACGAGUAAGAUGCAGCGGCAGCGCGAGGGUAAACGACCAGACCUGCAGCGCUACCAACCCGGAGCAGGGCAGACACGCAGGCGUAAAGACAGUGCUGAGGGUGAAGUGCAAGCGGUCUCCACUGAACGCACUCACACGUCAGGGGACCGUGGCUCGGAUCCUGAUCCCAAAAUGCCUGGCAGCUCUCCGCCAUCCUCUGACCUGAAACUCACCAGCAGAGACUGUCUGAGCCGCUGUAACAGCACUGAUGAUUCUGGCAGCCAUCAACAUGCUGGGGGAAGCACUGUCAAAGACAGCCAGAUACCGUGCACGGGCACACAUGGGUCUCGGAAAGCACGCAAACCCGACCGUGAGAUAUACCAGCCGGGUGGACGACGGACUCAAGGCAGUAGAGACUCUGGGUCCCACAAGGGGAUUGAGCAAGUAUCAAAAGAAGUUGUUAAAGGGGAGGAGGGAGAAUGUGGAAAGCCUAGGCCCUUAGUGGAACAAAGUGAGGGUCUACAUGUGGGAGAUGUGAAAGAAAGGGAGGAAAAAGGAAAAGGGAAAAAAAGCAAAGAAGCCAGGAAAAAACGGGAGCUGGGAAAACAACAGAAGAGUUUAGACUCGUCUUCUGUCCAUGACGAUCAGACCACUGUUGAAAACAUAGCAGGUAAAGUGGGGAACCUCAACGUCAGCAGCCCUGCAGCCUCAGAGCCAGUAGAAAAGCGAGGAACGAAGGGUGAGGAUAGCGGCAGGAGAAGAAGAAAGUCUAGCGGUGAGGGCCGGAGGAGCAGAGUAGGUGGAGGAGAGGGAGGAACAGGUGAAGGAGAUGAGAACAAGAAACAGAGGAGUAACCGGAGAUCAAGAGGAGGCAGGGACAGAGGGUCCAACCAAGCUUCAGGGAAGAGAGAGGAAGGCGAGGGAGGAGAGAAGGGCUCCUCGACAGUCCGGCUGGAGAAAAACAGCGAGCAAGCUGUGGAAGGAGGGUUUAAGUGGGAUGCGAAAGGGAACAAUGUUAAGCAAGACCAGAACUCGCACCAGGAAAAGCACAGAGGGAACCAGCCAAGAGACAGGGAUGGAGAGAGGCGCAGGGCAUCCGAAGGAAUGGACACUAGCAAAGUGGGCUCUACCUCGAAACGUUACUCUAAGUCUGACAUCCGACGGCCUCGAAACCGCAACUGCAGCACAAGCUCUGCCAGCAGCGGUGCCAGUGUGGAUGGGCAAGGAGGGUCUGAGAGACGUAAAACUAAUGCAGGUGGUGGAAGGGAGAGGGGAGAAGGAAGGCUGGCACCUAGGACUCUCGAAAAGACAACGGAGGACAGGGAUUGGGCCACAGGGAGCCAGCCUAGACAGAGGAGAUGGAAAGCCAGGGACAUGUCCUCCACAGAUUCCUUUGAGGAGAGUGAGGUGUUGGAGAAGAAUGAUGAGAGAAGAGGCCUGAGAGACAGGGAAGGUGAGGACAGUAGGAAUGCUUUGAGAGUUCGUAAAGGGAGCAGCAAAGUGUCCAGAGGAGCCGUGAGUAGCGGUCGAGGAGGAAUCUUAAGAGUUUCUUUGGAUAAGAAGUCCAGUACGCCCUCGGGAAACGGGGAGGACCAAACAAAGCGGAAGAAUCAGUGUCCAAGAGGUAGAGGCCGAGGCAUUCUCGUCCUUCCAGCGCACACAGAGCUAGCCAUGUCCCCAGAGCCUGGGCCUCGGCUGAUGGGUGCGAUGAGAGGCGGCGUGGGCUUAGGCAGGGGAAGAGGGGGUCGCGGGGGAAGCACACGACGACUGUGGGACCCCAAUAACCCUGAUAAGAAACCUGCUCUGACAAGCAGCCAGCACUCCCAGCACUCACCCCUGCAAACAUCACUAUACCUUCAUCAAGGAGGUUAUGGCCCGCUGCACUUCCUGGACACUGAUGACGAAACUGCAGGGAGCCCUCCAGUCCUCCAGGGGGAGCACUUCCAGAACCAGCAAGCUGCUGCUAUGGCUUAUUACAAAUUCCAAAACUCAGACAACCCUUACUGCUAUCCAUUACCAGCCAAUGCUCCGAACACACCACCACGCUAUGCAUAUCCCUAUCAGUUUCCAUAUCAAGUACCAGGCUCUAAUGGGAUGUACCCCAGCCCUCCCGUGCCUUUCUACGGAGCGUAUGGUCAGGGUGGUCAGGGUGGUCAGGGUUACCCUUCUACAAGUGGAACAGCCAUCACCCCAGAGGAAGCCGAGGUGCAAACUAGGGGUGAGCUGAGUAAGAUGCUGCGAGUGGCAGACACCCAGGAGCUCCAGCUCAGCAACUUGCUGUCCAGGGAAAGACUGAGCCCCGAGGGACUGGACAGGAUGGCCCAACUGAGGGCUGAGCUCCUGGCGCUGUAUGAGCGAGUGAUUCUAACAGACAUAGAGUUCGCCGACUCUCAGAACCUGGACCAGGCGCUGUGGAAGAAUGGGUUCUACCAGGUCAUUGAGAGAUUCAGGCAGCUUCUGAAAGACCAGGAUUUGGACACUGCCCCCCGGAUCAGAGCCAUGCUUUUAACAAUACUGGAAGAGGGAGCCGUGUUCUUUGAUUCACUGCUGCAGAAAUUGCAAGCUAUAUUCCAGUUUAAGCUGGAAGACUACAUGGAUGGAAUGGCUAUACGUACCAGACCUCUGCGCAAGACGGUGAAAUAUGCUCUGAUCAGUGCUCAGCGCUGUAUGAUCUGUCAGGGAGACAUUGCAAGAUACCGAGAACAAGCCAGUGACUCGGCCAACUAUGGCAAAGCACGCAGUUGGUACCUAAAGGCUCAGCAGAUUGCACCAAAAAACGGAAGACCCUACAAUCAGCUUGCGUUGUUAGCAGUGUACACAAAGCGGAAGCUAGAUGCUGUGUAUUACUACAUGCGCAGCCUGGCUGCCAGCAACCCAAUCCUGACCGCGAAAGAGAGUCUGAUGAGUCUGUUUGAGGAAGCCAAGCGCAAGGCCGAGCAGAUCGAGCGCAGGCGGAAGCAGGAUUCAGAGGGUGGUGUACGUGGCCCGCGGGGUCGAGGGGGGAGUCGAGGCGAAGAUGCCAGUCGGGUGGAAAUCUGGAUCCGCCCCAGUGGGCAUGCAGGAGUGGUGUCUCGCACAUUGGGCAGCGGGUCAAGCAGAGAUGAGCAAGAUGGAGGCCUGAGCGCUCUGAGUGCCAGUGAUCUCAAUAAGAGAUUCAUCCUGAGUUUUCUCCACACCCAUGGAAAACUCUUCACUAAAGUAGGGAUGGAGAGCUUCCCAGCUGUGGCCAGUCGUGUGUUGCAAGAGUUCCGGGCCCUCCUCCAGCACAGCCCGUCUCCCCUGGGCAGCACGCGUAUGCUGCAGAUCAUGACGAUCAAUAUGUUCACCAUUCACUAUGCUCAGACCAGAGCUGAAGAGCAGGAAGAGACCCGUUCAGUACUGGAGGAACAGACCACAAGUCUGGGCUUGGCCAUGUUUGGGCUCCUGGUGCAGCGGUGUACUGAACUUCUAAAAGAGACGUCUGCAGAACCCAUCCCAGUGGAUGAGCUCGAUGAGUGUGAUGUGGAAGAAGAGCCCAUGGUGCGAGUGUCUGCUUUUCCGGCCGACCUGCGAGAGCUGCUGCCCAGCGUUAAAGUUUGGUCGGACUGGAUGCUGGGUCACCCGGAGCAGUGGAACCCUCCACCAUGCAAUAUUGAUGGCAGUCCAGAUGUGUGGCAGUGCCUGGCAGAGCUGUGUAACGCUCUAGCGCGUGUGUAUCACGGUGAGACUCCACUGUAUAAGGCAGACGGUGAUGGAGAGGGGGAUGAGGAGCUCCGGCUGUUGGUGCUGGAGGAGGACCGAAUGCUGGCUGGAUUUGUCCCCCUGCUGGCUGCUCCACAGGAGCCGUGCUAUGUAGACCCCCAGACAGACACUGCAAUGGCUGCUGACUGUAAGAGAGUCACCGUGCUGAAGUACUUCCUGGAGGCCCUGUGUGGCCAGGAGGAGCCACUGCUGGCCUUUAAAGGAGGAAAAUACGUUUCUAUUGCAGCACCACCGACUCCUAGCAAGGAAACAGAGGUCAAGAGUCAGUCACAGUCCUGUGAUCAGAGCCAGGAGGAUGAUGUGAUAGUGGAAGAGUCCUCUUUGUCUGCAUCAGAGGGAGAGAUGGAUGGAGAGGUGGAAGGGGAUGGAAGUGAGGAUGACAUCCGAGAGCUAAGAGCACGACGCCACGCACUAGCCCAUAAACUCGCACAGCAACAGAAACGUAGAGACAAAAUACAGGCUGUGCUGCAGACGGGAGGUCAGCUGGAGCUGGAGAUCAGACCCUUCUACCUUGUCCCGGACACCAACUGCUUCAUUGAUCACCUAGAGGGCUUGAAGACACUACUGGCCUGUGGUACAUACAUACUGGUGGUGCCGCUGAUCGUGAUUACAGAGCUUGAUGGCUUAGCAAAGGGGCAGGAGAGCCGUGAUGGAGACUCUGUUGGUGGAGGCGGAGCGGCUCAUGCCAGGUUGGUGCAGGAGCAAGCUAAAGCGGCCGUGACCUUCCUGGAGAAGGGGUUUGAGGCCCGAGAGUCAGGUCUGAGAGCACUUACCAGCCGGGGGAACCAGCUGGAGUCCAUUGCCUUCCGCAGUGAGGAUACCUCUGGACAAAAGGGCAAUAAUGAUGAUGUGAUUCUGUCCUGCUGCCUGCAUUACUGUCAAGACAAGGCUAAGGACUUCAUGCCUGCUCAGAGAGAUGGGCCAGUUCGGCUGCGCAGGGAGGUGGUUCUGCUCACAGAUGACCGUAACCUACGCGUGAAGGCCCUGACUAGGAACGUUCCGGUCCGAGACAUCCCUGCCUUCCUGAGCUGGGCUAAAGUGGGCUGAAUACGGGGGGCCGGGCAGUGCACUGUAAAAACCGCUCAACCUCCAUCGCAGUGGAGUGAAUAAGCAAGAACACAGCACAGAGGGAGAGAGACGGUGUGUGUGAGAGAGUGAGAGGGGAAAGAGACAAGCUUUUUUGGUCAAACCAACAACAAAAAAAAGCAAGAAUGAUAAAUGAAGGCCUUUUCAAAAAGAUGAGGAAGAGUUUCUUAAUCCCUUAAUAGUAGAACGUGUGGAGAGCGUUUGGGAAGCUGAACCAGGCUGAGCUGAACAGGGGGGUCGCACCUGUUAGGAGCAGGGGAUGGUUUGGAGGUGCAGUUGCAGGGCUGUGUGUGUGUGUGUGAGCGAGCGAGUGUUGUGUGUAUGAGCGAGAUAAACACCGACAGGCAUUCUCAGCUGUGCUGUGUAGUCUACAGUAACGCGUGCCAGCUAGCAAUAUUGAGCAUAAGGUAGAUCAGAGAGGAAGAGACGGACAGUUGGUGGUUCGGGCUCAGAUAGAGUCAAAACCACAAUGGUAGCUCUUCCUGUGCAUGACUACUUAGGCACCCACAGGGCAGCCUGUGAUGAGCAUAGAGCUCCAGUAGAGGCAGCGUGAGGGACUCUGAGCAGGGAGCCAGGAGUUAAUACGCUGCUGUGACUUCUCUCGCUCCUGUUCUGUGGCCUGCAAGGCCUCACAUGAGAAUCGAGUUUUCAUCGUCUCAGUGCUUCAGUUUGCUUGAUUAUUUGCAGUCUUGACUGGCUUUUAUGUUUUUUUGUUGUUGUUUUUUAAAGUUUAUCAGCUCAUCCGUAGUUGCUUUGGGCUUGGUGUGGCUUUGAUGCACUUGUAUGGACAACCGUGCUCCACUUAUAUCUAUAGUACACCUCAUUGUCCUCUCAUCACAGCAGCACACGAGCAUUUCGCUUGCAACCCAAUAGGCUUCAAACAGUCGUUCCGCAGCUUCGCGAUUAGGUUUAGGGGCUUUUGCUUUGGACACAAGAUGGAAAAGAUAAAAAAGCAAGGAGAGAUGAUACGGAUGGUACAGAACCGGAAUGAUGCGGUUUUUUUUUUUUCUUUUGUUAAUAAUUAAAAGCAGUGUGUACGUUUUCAGCAUGUCAGGGAAGGUUAAUGAAGAGCGAACAGUUCAUCAUUUUUCAGUCUGGAUCCUGCUUUAAAAAGCUCGCCUCGUUUUCCUUUGUUUUUACAGUAGAAUCCAAACAAAAGGGUCCAAACUCAUCUUAAAAUAUGCAUAGUUGUGUGUUGGGUUAUUUUUUUUUCUCCACUGUUUUUCUUCUGGGUGAAAUCUUUGCAGGCGUACUAUAAUGAGCUUCCAUAAUCUGACUUUUGCUGCUUGUUCUUUCCACAAAAAACAGCAUUUGGUGUUUUGCAACAUCUUAAUGGGACCUGAAUCUGUUUUUAAAGGCGUCGUCAUCAUCUGUGGCAACCUGAUGUUAAAAGAAGCACGUCUUGUUUAGCAGUGCACUGUUUAAAGCAGUUGCUGCUCACGUUUCACGUUUAACCCAGUGGUGAAUUUCCUUCUUUCAGUUUAAUAAACGCUUUAAGUUUGCA
Messenger RNA from Pygocentrus nattereri (red-bellied piranha), 6482 nucleotides. RefSeq names its product SMG6 nonsense mediated mRNA decay factor (gene smg6). Gene Ontology annotation, cellular component: telomerase holoenzyme complex. Gene Ontology annotation, biological process: nuclear-transcribed mRNA catabolic process, nonsense-mediated decay. Bases 182 to 4939 code for a protein of 1585 amino acids. The transcript is spliced from 19 exons. The record is from RefSeq and is a predicted model, not a curated record. Gene Ontology annotation, molecular function: protein binding; telomerase RNA binding; telomeric repeat DNA binding. Lineage: Eukaryota; Metazoa; Chordata; Actinopteri; Characiformes; Serrasalmidae.